UUUCAGAUGCAACAACUGUUCCAUGAAAAUUAUGAACACAAUCGGAAGGGUUAUAUCCAAGACCUUCACAAUAGCAAAAUCCAUGCAGCCAUAACCCUUCAUCCCAACAAAAGGCCUGCAUACCAGUACAGGCUGCAUAAUUACAUGCUCAGCCGCAAAAUUUCUGAACUCCGCUAUCGCACCAUCCAGCUCCACAGGGAGAGUGCUCUGAUGAGCAAGCUGAGUAACACUGAAGUGAGUAAAGAGGACCAGCAGCUGGGAGUAAUACCUUCUUUCAACCACUUCCAACCUCGGGAGAGAAAUGAAGUCAUAGAAUGGGAAUUCCUGACAGGGAAGCUCCUUUACUCAGCAGCUGAGAACCAGCCUCCUCGACAGAGCAUCAAUAGCAUUUUAAGGUCAGCACUGGAUGACACCAUCCUACAGGUGAUGGAGAUGAUCAACGAGAAUGCCAAGAGUAGAGGACGGCUCAUUGACUUCAAGGAAAUUCAGUAUGGCUACCGUAGAGUUAAUCCCAUGCACGGAGUGGAGUACAUUUUGGAUUUACUCCUCUUAUACAAAAGACACAAGGGAAGGAAACUGACUGUGCCAGUGAGACGCCAUGCCUAUCUUCAGCAGUUGUUCAGCAAGCCUUUCUUCAGAGAAACUGAAGAGCUAGAUGUCAACAGUCUCGUGGAGAGUAUUAACAGUGACACCCAGUCAUUCUCCUUUAUAUCUAAUUCCUUAAAGAUAUUAUCUUCUUUUCAAGGUGCCAAAGAAAUGGGAGGGCACGAUGAAAAGAAAAUACACAUUCUUGUUCCUCUCAUUGGAAGAUAUGACAUUUUCUUGAGAUUCAUGGAGAACUUUGAAAAUAUGUGUCUUAUCCCAAAGCAGAAUGUAAAGCUGGUCAUCAUCCUUUUUAAUAGGGAUUCUGGCCAAGAUUCCAACAAGCAUAUUGAGCUGAUAAAAGAAUACCAGAACAGAUACCCCAAAGCAGAAAUGGCCCUGAUUUCUAUGAAGGGAGAGUUUUCUAGAGGUCUUGGUCUUGAAAUGGCUUCUUCCCAGUUUGACAAUGACACUUUGCUGCUAUUUUGUGAUGUUGACUUGAUCUUCAAAGGAGACUUUCUCCAACGAUGUAGAGACAAUACAAUUCAGGGACAACAGGUGUAUUACCCGAUCAUCUUUAGCCAGUAUGACCCAAAGGUAACCAAUAGGGGAAAUCCUCCCAGUGAUGAUGACUUUAUAUUCUCAAAGAAGACUGGAUUUUGGAGAGACUAUGGAUAUGGAAUAACCUGUAUUUACAAAAGUGAUCUUCUAGGUGCAGGUGGAUUUGAUACCUCAAUACAAGGCUGGGGACUGGAGGAUGUAGAUCUCUACAAUAAAGUUAUUCUGUCCGGCUUAAGGCCCUUCAGAAGUCAAGAAGUAGGAGUGGUGCAUAUUUUUCAUCCAGUUCAUUGUGAUCCUAACUUGGACCCUAAGCAGUACAAGAUGUGCUUAGGAUCCAAGGCAAGUACUUUUGCCUCAACCAUGCAACUGGCUGAACUCUGGUUAGAAAAACAUUUGGGUGUCAGGUACAAUCGAACUCUCUCCUGACAGUCCAGGCAACACAUAUUGCCUUUUUAAAGGGGAGUUUACCUCAUUGUUGGUUGUUGUUAUUUUUAUUUUAUUAUUGUUAUUUUUAUUAUAAUUAUUAUUGAUAUAAUUUUAUUUUUUUGUCCUGGUCUUAAACUACUCUUGGUUGUCUUCCAAAGGGUGUUUGUUGACCUCAAGAAAGAAGAGUCUGCAGUUCACUGAUGUUUUAGAUUUCUACUGAAGUCAAUGUGUAUUACUUUUAUAUAUCUUUAUUUGAGAUUGAGUUAAAUCAUGGCAAUCAAGUGACUUUUGAGGCUCAUUCAUCACAAGAGACAGCUUAGAAGAAUGUUCUCUUGGGGGUUAAAGAUGCAAUAUUGACUUUUAUUUUGUUUGUCAAAUUCAAUGUGAUACAAAUAUUUACUGGUGAAAGGUACCACAAAAGUGCUUUAUGCUUCCUAUGGGGAAGGGACUCUGUAACAUAAACUUGAGUUUUGUAAUUUAUACAAGGACUUAAAUAUAUAGACGAUAAUUUUCUUCAUCUUUAGAAUUUUUAAAGUAAAUGAACACCUAUGAUUGUAUGUUUAUUUUUUAAAAAAAGUUUUAAAAAUCGAGGAGUUUUGUUCCACAAGCAACCGGUACUGGCUACCCUGGUCUUAUGACAAUUAUGAGCUCCUCACAACUGUCUGCUAUAAAUGCGAAUGAACUUUAUUUUCUCAAGGAAAUAUGAUUUAAUUAAAUAUCCAUGUACAUUUUAGAAGCUUUAAGAAACAAUGUCCUUCAUUUGCUGGCAAGAAGAUAAAAUAUGACAGAACCUGUUUAUUUAUAAUAAAACACAGGUAAAACCGUAUUCUUUUUCAAAAACACUGAAAAUGUUUUGCUGUUUCCUUUUAUAGUCAUACUUGGUAUGUUUCUUAAUGGUCAUAUUCACCAACAUAUGCUUGUUGCGUGUGCUAGAAAAGUUAACAAAGGAUUCUUGAUAUGCUGUUGUCAUUAUUAUGCUUUAAAACCUAACCUUCAUAAGUGAUUAAAACAAGCAAUUUCUUUACUUAAUAAUUUACAGUUCAGGAGAAGCAGUCCUCUUAAAUCUCUUCAGCUUUGGCAUCAAGAUAAUCCAAGAACAGUUCAAAUAUUACUUUUAAUAUAGAUUGGUGGGUAUCUCAAAGAUACAACAAUCAUUGGGGGAAAUUAUGAAUAUAAGAUCAAAUGUACAACUAUUAAAAAAAAACAUGGAAAAUA
Molecule: messenger RNA, 2784 nt
Organism: Carlito syrichta (Philippine tarsier)
Lineage: Eukaryota; Metazoa; Chordata; Mammalia; Primates; Tarsiidae
Product: chondroitin sulfate synthase 3
Exons: 1
Coding region: 7-1569 (520 amino acids)
Cellular component (GO): Golgi cisterna membrane
Molecular function (GO): glucuronosyl-N-acetylgalactosaminyl-proteoglycan 4-beta-N-acetylgalactosaminyltransferase activity
Source: RefSeq, a predicted model, not a curated record